AUGGCAGCCCUCAGGAGGAAGCGGCUUGCCAUGAAAUCAUCAAAAGAAGCCGAAGGAUGCUCAACAGCAGUGGCAGGCAAAGGCCACUGCGUCAUGUACACUGCCGAUGGGACGCGGUUCGAGGUGCCAUUGGUGUACCUUGGAAAAACAGUCUUCAGUGAGCUCCUGAGGAUUUCUGGGGAGGAGUUUGGAUUCACAAGUGAUGAUGGAAGGAUCACAUUGCCUUGUGAUGCCACAGUGAUGGAGUACAUCUUGUGCUUGCUUAGAAGAAGUGCUUCGACAGAGGUUGAGAAUGCAUUGUUGAGCUCCAUGGCCAUACCAUCUCUUGGGAUAGCUAGCCACCAACAUACUGUCUGCAGCUACUGA
This is a messenger RNA of Panicum hallii, 366 nucleotides long. RefSeq names its product auxin-responsive protein SAUR36-like. The transcript has a single exon. Lineage: Eukaryota; Viridiplantae; Streptophyta; Magnoliopsida; Poales; Poaceae. The record is from RefSeq and is a predicted model, not a curated record. Bases 1 to 366 code for a protein of 121 amino acids. Gene Ontology annotation, biological process: response to auxin.